AUGAGUGCGCAAAGGAGAAACGUAGUAGGUUCCAAACGCCCGAGGGAAGUCUUCCUAACAUCAACAUCUCUGUCUUUUUCUUCACUGUCUUCUUCUUGUGCCUCAUGGGACGAUGGGAUAGAGAUAAGCAUGAUGAAAACAUCCCGAACGUCUUAUGAAAUAUCGUGUGUGCAACAACCUUCUCCAUCUUCCCCGUCGAGGCUACGACCAGUUCGGUUGAUGGACGAAUGUUUAGGGACGCAUUACGAUCCCGAGAGGAUCCCAGCAUCGGUAUUUGCCAAGAGUACUGGGGAUGCGAACUGGAGCGAAGCAUCGAACGACUCGUUGUUUAGUCUGAGAAUGUCCACCUGCCAAGCUUUUCGUGAAAGCAAUAUAGAAGAUGAAGCUGGUGAGUUCUUAGCGUACUCUCCGUAUCUGCUAGUCAAAACGGAGGAAGCAAAAGAGAAGAGAUCUCAAGUGAAAGAGACAAAGACUCAUCAAGAGAAGUCCAUAUCAUCAUCAACGCCUCCAGUUGUCUCAUGGAGUAGUACUAAUUACCCCACUAGUUUUUAUCAAUUAUAUCAAGCGCCGCAGACGAAAGCUCAAUCUUGUCCCCUUCCUGUCGGCGAUAAAAGGGAGAACAAGAAGAAGAAGAUUAUAUGGUCUUGGUUCUCUUCAGGGUUUUUUAAGUAUAACUUGCAUUGCUGCAGCAGAAGCAGAGAACUAUAUAAAAACUAA
Molecule: messenger RNA, 717 nt
Organism: Raphanus sativus (radish)
Lineage: Eukaryota; Viridiplantae; Streptophyta; Magnoliopsida; Brassicales; Brassicaceae
Exons: 1
Coding region: 1-717 (238 amino acids)
Source: RefSeq, a predicted model, not a curated record